Molecule: messenger RNA, 6459 nt
Organism: Agelaius phoeniceus (red-winged blackbird)
Lineage: Eukaryota; Metazoa; Chordata; Aves; Passeriformes; Icteridae
Source: RefSeq, a predicted model, not a curated record
AUGUUAAUGCCCGAUGACUUUAAAGCCUACAGUAAGAUUAAGGUGGACAAUCAUCUAUUCAACAACUUCACAGGGAUCAGCUUUGCAGAGUGGGAGGUGAUUGGGAAGUUUGUCUCUCCUGGCACGUCCACCAUGCAGGAUCUGCUCUCCCCCUUCUCCUCCAGAGAAGAUCUGAGCUCCCCACCUGUCACUGCCUGGAUUUCUCAUUGAGAAGGAGCUGCCAAAUUCUCCCACUGUGUCCAAGCAGGACCAACCUCUGCUUCUCUCCCUGGGCAGGUUCAGGGCUGUGGGAAGAGCAGAUGCAGCUCCCUCAGUGACAGGGAAUGCUGUCAUUGUCCCCUGUCCUGUGCCUGGGGGCAGCAGAGCCAGGCUGGAGCUGAUCCCCCCUCUCCUGGGUGCUGUGGCUGAGCUGGUCUGUGGGGCCUUGACCCUUCUGGUGCUGUGAUGGGAGCUGAAGCCAGAGCCCAGCCCUCUGCUCCUGCAGCUCUGCCUGGUGUGCAGGGACAGUGUGUGCGGUGACAGUGGUGACAGCGUGUGCAGGGACAGCUGUGUGGCUGCAUGUGGGGGGACAGUUGUGUGCCAGUGUGCCAAAGCCACCGAGGAGGGCACAAGCAGGAUGGCUCCCUCAGAGUGGCCUGUGGCAGGGUUGCCCUGGCAGCCACACAAGCUCCACGCUCCCAUCCCAUCCCUGUUAGCCAGGAUCCUGCAGAGUUCCCUGGGAGAGAUGGGUUUUGUGGGCAUCCCAAGCAAGGAGCUGCCCUGCCAAGGGCACAGCAGGGCUGGAGUGUCCUGGGAGGCUGGCAGGGAGGGGGAGCCAGCGUGGCAUUGGGUGGCACUGCUGACAUCUCUGCCCUGCCCUAGGGAGAACCUGCCCAGCCGCUUCAAAUUCAAGGAGUAUUGUCCCCUGGUGUUCCGGAACCUCCGGGAGAGAUUUGGGAUCGAUGACCAGGACUACCAGAACUCGGUGACACGCAGUGCCCCGGUGAACAGCGACAGCCAGGGCCGCUGCGGCGCGCGCUUCCUCACCACCUACGACAGGAGGUUCGUCAUCAAGGCCGUGUCCAGCGAGGACGUGGCAGAGAUGCACAACAUCCUCAAGAAGUACCACCAGUUCAUCGUGGAGUGCCAUGGGAACACGCUCCUGCCCCAGUUCCUGGGCAUGUACCGGCUCACCGUGGACGGCGUGGAGACCUACAUGGUGGUCACCAGAAAUGUCUUCAGCCACAGGCUGACCGUGCACAGGAAGUACGACCUGAAGGGCUCAACAGUAUCCAGGGAAGCAAGUGACAAAGAGAAGGCCAAGGAUCUCCCAACCUUCAAGGACAAUGACUUCUUGAAUGAGGGUCAGAAGCUGCAUGUUGGAGAAGAGAGUAAAAAGAACUUCCUUGAGAAGCUGAAGCGGGAUGUGGAGUUUUUAGCCCAGCUGAAGAUCAUGGAUUACAGCCUGCUGGUGGGCAUCCACGACGUGGACCGGGCCGAGCAGGAGGAGAUGGAAGUGGAGGAGCGGGCAGAGGAUGAGGAGUGUGAGAAUGAUGGGCUGGGGGGGAACCCCAUCUCCUCCUACGGGACCCCCCCUGACAGCCCCGGCAACCUCCUCAACUACCCCCGGUUCUUUGGGCCCGGGGAGUUCGACCCCUCCGUGGAUGUGUACGCCAUGAAGAGCCACGACAGUGCCCCCAGGAAGGAGGUUUAUUUCAUGGCCAUCAUCGACAUCCUCACACCCUACGACACCAAGAAGAAAGCUGCACACGCUGCCAAGACAGUGAAACAUGGGGCCGGGGCUGAGAUCUCCACGGUGAACCCCGAGCAGUACUCGAAGCGCUUCAAUGAGUUCAUCUCCAGCAUCCUGACAUAGGGGCACAUCCUGCUGCAGGGCUGCAGGCAGGCCUGGGGGCUGCUCCUGCAGCCUGGGACAGCACAGACAUGCAGCAGCACCGGAGCACACCUGUGGCACCGUGUGGGGCACGUGUGGCACCGUGUGACAAAACCCAUCCUCAUCCUCGCUGCGCCUGCUGCACCUCUGGGUUUGGCGUUCCAGAAGUGCCCAGAUCUCAGAUUUGAGGGCUUUUCCAAACAAGCCAAGUGCAUUGUUCCAGCACUGCUCUUUCUGCCCAGUGACAUUUUCUCCUCUCUGCUGAGGGGCUGGGACAUGUGUGGCACUGUCCCCGAGGGGUCACAUUCAGCAGUGCCUGACUCACAAACCACUCCUUGUUUUUUGUGUUGUUGUUGUUGUUGUUUUAUUGGACUGGCUUGGCCAGAAAAAGAAAAAAAAAAAAAACAACCUUUAUUUCCCUCUCGGUAGGAAUUGGAAGGAAAAUAGCUCACCAUUUCAAGGAUGGAAAAUAUAACUCUGAUAAAAAGGAGGAGUCGCUGAACUUUAGGUAAAUUCAGACUGGGACACUUUAUAUUUUUUCGGUUAAUUUAAGUAACAAAAAAGAAAAGGAAAAAAAAAACAAACCACUUUUUAGUAACUGCACUUGAUUUACAAGAAAGAUGAGGGAAAUGAACAUCUACCAAAGAUGAUGUCUGGAAAAAAAAAAAAGGUGUAACUCCUAAAAGCUAAAAACAAGCAGAGAACUGAGAGAGGCAUUGACCAACCUCAGCUCAUUAUGUGCUUGGACCUGGGGCGAUUUUAAUUGGCCAGCUCUGAAGAUUUCCUUAAAAGAAGAGAAAAAAAAAAAAAAAAAGAUUUUUAAAAAGGCAUUUUUGUACCUGUAGAUCCAGGCUAAGAUUUUGGGCCACUUCCUCAGCCAGGAAUGGCUCUGAGGUCACCAUCACAAUCCUGCCAGUGUUAAUUAGCUAAUUAAUUAUUCAGUCUUCCUUCCCCACCUCACCUGCAACAGGUACUUGAAUCUGUGUCCUGACAGAGGUUGCUGGGUUGGUUUUUUUGUGUUUUAUUUUUAAAAAAUGUGACUUGCACAGAAGGAAUUGGCCUGGCUGCCAGGGGGGAGUGCUGGGAGCUGGGCUCAUCCUGCUCCCAACCCCCUGAGCGACCCUCCAGGAGUGGAAAUGGUUGAACUCUCACACCAGAUUUCUUUUGCAGCCCCCCCUGAAGGAUUUUGGGACUGAUUGGAGUGACUGAAAUCGUCCUGUUUUGUCUCCUUUAACCCUUUCACAGCCAAGCUCGGCAGCCUUGCUGUGGGUUUCGUAAGCUCUGCUGCACAACAGAACUUUUGGUUCUUUGUUUUGGGAUUUGUUGUUUGUUUUUUUUUUUUUAAUUUUAAUUUCCUUUCUCUUUUUAAGCAGGAUUUAGAGUCUUGAACAAACCUCUUUGCAGUUGAAACAUGUUGCUUAAUCUGCCUUGGAACUGUUUUUCACACAUGCCUUUGUUUGGGGAAUAAGCUGUUGGGAGUGUCUGUCCUGUGCUGUAACAGUUCUUGCUGUGUGGAAUUUUGGUCCUUUUUGAGACAUAACUGGUGCUCAUCACACCCUAGUAAUUCCCCUAAAUUAACCCUGCCUCUGGCUGGAUUCUGAAUGUGGGGUUUGGGGGAUUUUUUUGGUUUUAUUUCCUCUUCACCCCCUCCCCAUUUCCCCUCCCUGAUGUGAAUCCCCCCCACAGGUCUCACCUUGGCAGGGGCUGAAAUUGAAGCCCCUGAGGGUGCACUGUAAAUAGAAUUUUGGAGAAAUUAAAAAUUAGGGGUCCUGAUGGGAUUUGAGGAUUUUUGGUCCUUCCCUUUGGCGUGGCACAAAUUUCUGCUGCCCCUUUGGUGUGGGAGGCUGGAGGGAUUUUAAGCUGUGGAGCUGGAAAAGCCACGACCCAAAUGCAGCUAAAAAAUACUUUAAAAGAAAAAAAAAAGGAGGAUUUAGAGGGCAUCAUCAGCUUCAUUUUGUGGGCAUUAUAUUGGUUGCUUCUCUCUUAGUAAGCACUUAAGUUUACUGCUAAUUAGGAAUUAAACACCAAUCACUUUUUAUUCCUGACAGUUAAAAAAACAAAAAAUUGCAUUGAAUCUGCAACUUUGACCUGGUAAGUUUACCCUUCUCCUUUUGGGGAAAGUAGCUUGGAAGUUGUUUUAUCUUUAAAUCAUCUAUUAAAAAAAAACCAAACAUAAAUAAAUAAAGAGGAGAAAAAGGGAAGAGGAAGAGAGCAGGAGGUGGGUGAACACCAUAGAGCAAACCCAGAGAAAGGGGAGUGAAGAUGGCAAAAAAAUCUCCUUUAUUGAAUUCCAGAAUAAUGAAUAAGGAAUCCAAUCAAAAACCAGAGAAUUCCUGCAGAAAUCCUUACAGAGUUCUGACAAAAAUUGAGAACAGGAAAUAUUUUCUUAUUCCAAACUCCUGCUGGGAUUAAAUUUGGCUGUUCCAGGUGAAUCUGGGGAGGUCCCACAAAGAUUCUGCCCCUUCUGUCCAGUUGCCAUAUUGUGUAUUGAAGUGAUUAAAUGCAAUUUUCUCACCUAAUGAUGUAUUACCCAGGUAUGUAACUUUGUUUAACAGAAGCAUUUUUGUAUAUUGUUUACAUUUGCAGAAGUAGCAUUACCUUAAAAAUGCUAAAUUUUGUUUCUAGACAGUAUUUUUUAUUAUCAGAACAAGAAGUGAAGCUGCAAAUAUUUUGAUUUGUUUUUAAAAGGGACUUUUUCUUUCUGUUUGUUUUCUUUUCUUUUUGCUUUGCUUUGUUUUGUUUUGUAGGGUUUUUCUUUUUCUUUUAAAUCUUGUUUUAGGUCACUUUUUAACUUAAGUAUUUAAAAAACAAAAAAAAAAAAAAAAAGGAAAACCCAGCCCUUUCAAUUCUGGUUUUACAACUGCUUGUGCUAGUUUGUUGUCUGGUUUUGGUGUGGAUUUAAUUCUAGCUUUUGCUGAAUGUAGAUAUCCCUGUCCUUAGCAUGAACCCUGCAGAACACAUUUAACUGACAGAAUUUGCAGCAGAAUUCAGGAUUUUUUUUUGGCCAAAAAAAAAGCAAAAUUUGGUCCAGUGGAGCUCCAAAUAAUCAAUGAGCAGCAUCUCCCCCUCUGCAGUGCCUGAGACAGGAGGAGCUGCAGGACCCACAUUCCUGAGGGAUUUAAAACCCCCAAAAUCUGCUUUGAGCUGGGAAUUCCCACCUUCCCUGUUGGGACAGCCCCGAAAUCAGAGUGGGAGAGGGGAGGCAGAGCCAGCUGUGCUCCAGGAGUGCAAUAAAUGCACUGCAGAGCUGCUGGGCUGGGAGCUGGGCUGGGAACUGGGGGUUCCCCAGGGCUGGGAUUUGGGGAACAGCCCCAGGAGCCGUGGGAGCCUUCCCUUGGUCCCUCCUCACCCCUGCCUGGCCCAGGCUCCAUCCUGAGCCACAAUCAUGGAAUAAAUGGGGAAUUUACCCCAUGGAAUUAAUUGGGAAUUCACAGGGAGUGAAUUCCAUGGGGAUGGAGUUCAUCCUGUGGGGACAAAAUUUACCCCCAUGGGGACAGAAUUCACCAUGUGUGGUUGGAAUUCCUUCUGUGGGGAUGGAAUUAAUCCCGUGGGGAAAGAAUUCAUCCUAUGGGGGUGGAAUUCAUCCUGCUGGGAUGGAAUUUAUCCCAUGGGCAUGGAAUUCACCCCACUGAGGACAGAGUUCACCCCGUGGGGCAGCAGGGGGCGGCCACACUCCCACAGUCCCAGCUUGGAAUCUGGAUCAGCACAAUCAGCAAGGAAAUCGGAACCACUUUUGAGUCUUAUUUCCUUUUUUUGUUUUUUGGGGGUUUGUUUGUUUGUUUGGGUUGUUUUUUGGGGGGUUUUUUUGAGUUUUUUGUUUGUUUGGAUGGGUUUUUGUUUGUUUUUUGUUAUUGUUAUUGGUAUUUUGGGUGGAAAUCCCUGCUUUCCCAGCCAGGCCAGGCUCAGGGAGGUGAGGAGGUUGUGGUGGUGGAUAUUCCCAAUCCAUGACUACUAUGCAGUCCUUUCCCAGGCCUCCCUUCCAGCUGCACCUGGAAUUUCACCCCCAGCUGAAGGAUUUUCCCCCAAAACCAGGGGGGUGUCCCCAGCAUGGCCACAGCCCCGAAUUCCCAAAUGUCCCCUUCCUGCAGAGCCACUCCCAGUGUCCCCCUCAGCCCCUGCUCCUUGUCCUGGCUCUGUGGUAUGGAUCCCAUGGAUAACUGGGAUGGCAGAGCUGUGGACACAUCGUUUUUAGUGGAAACCACUCAAAAUUUCUGCUGCUCUGGGGCUGCCCAAGCAGCUGGACGGGAGUGGAGAGAGCAGAUUCCACACACAGGUCAUGAGGGUGGGCAGGGCUAAUCAGUGCAACUGAAUUGAAAAGAAAAAAUGUGAAUAAAUUAAGUUUAAUCUAAAAACUAAACAAAAUAAAAACCUUAAAAAAACUUAAAAAAAAUUAAAAAGUAAAAAAAAGAACAUUCUAGGUUUUUUCACUGCUGUUUUUUAAAUAGGAAUUUGAAGUCCUCUGUGCUUGUCUGUUUGCUAGGAGCAGUUUGAGACACUGUUACUGUUUUGAAAUGCAUGCAUGUUACAAGAUGAGUCUCCAACCAGAGAAAAAAAAAAAAAGAAAUAAAAUUAAAACUUUGUGUACA